GCCGCUCCACGGCUGACCUUCAGCUCAUUAAGAAAACUCACACAUGCAUCCUCGCCCGUCACGGCUAUAGCCCGGACAUUGGCCCUCGUAACUCGCCCGUGGACUCGACCGGUCCGCCUGUUAUUUAUUGAGGCCCCCCUCUUCUCUGUCCCAGGCCAUCAUCGUCUGUUUGCCAUCAUGUGCAGUUCGGGCGCGUUACUCUAACUUGUUUUUCUUUCCAUUUCUGUCUCUUUCUUUUUUCUUUGACAGACAUGGGUGCUGCGGCUGAAGGAGACCGCGACUCGGGGGGCGACCUGGGGCACGGCGAGACGGAAAAGGCCCAGAACCACCAGCACAAACACACACAUGCGCAGACAUCGCAGCGUUUGGACUCGAAUAGUCCCAUCACAGAAGUAUAUCUCUCUUUUGAUACUGAUCUUCCCCAUCCCGCCUCGUGGCAGCAGGCUACGCCGAGCGAUGCCUCGCUGCCCAAGUGCCCGAAUCUACGGGCGUACACAAACCCCAAUCGAUGGAGCAAGUCACGAAAAAAUGUGCUGCUCUUUCUCUCAUGUCUGGCGACCUUGUUGACUGCGUAUACGUCGGGAGCGUACUCGCCGCCUAUGAAGUCCAUGGCACACGACUUCCACACUUCGCGUCUCGUUGUUGUCUCCGGUCUCACCUCCUUCACUGUUGGCUUCGGCAUUAUGCCCAUGGCCCUGGCCCCUCUGUCCGAGGCGUGGGGGAGAUACCCCAUCAUUAUUCCCGCAGGCCUGGUCUUUGUUGUCUUCCAGGCCGUCUGCUCCGUCCUCAACAAUGUCGCCGCCAUGAUUGUAUGUCGCUUCAUUGUGGGCGCCAGUUCAUCUGUCUUUAGUGUUCUUCUUGGCGGUGUUAUUGCCGACCUUUGGGACAAGGAAGACAGAAAUACCCCAAUGGCGCUCUUUAGCGGCGCCGUCCUCUUUGGGUCUGGCCUUGGGCCGCUCAUCGCCUCGUCCAUUUGCGAGUUGAUCCCAGAUAGAACACUCUUCUGGAAGUGGACCUUUUGGCACCAGGUUAUCCUGGAUGGCGCCCUUCUUAUUGCCCUUAUUCUCUUUUUUGCCGAGACCCGUGCGUCGGUGCUUCUCUCCAAAAAGGCUCGUAUCCUGAACCAGUGGUACGAGGCCAUGGAGCAGGCGGGUGUCUACGGCGUCUGGGUCCGUCAGAGCGACUUGGACCACAACGCCAAAACACCGGCCAUCUCAAGCCCAGCGGUUGAACAGACUGCUACUGGAGGCGGCAGUGGAGGCUCAAGUAGCGACACGCUGCGAACGUCAACGACAGCACACAAGCUCGAGCGUAUUCGCUGGGUUGUCAAGGCUGAUGAGCUGCGGCCGCCUCUAGCCACCCUCGUCAGCACCUCAGUCAAGAGACCAUUUAGCAUGCUCUUUAUGGAGCCUAUUGUCUUCUGCUUCUCUCUAUGGGCUUCCUUUGCCUGGGGUAUUCUCUACCUUGCCUUUGGCUUUGUCCCCUUUCUCUAUGCCGACGACUACAACAUGUCCAGCCGCGUCUAUCUUGCGCUCAUGGCGUCUUCGUUGUUAGCCACUGCCGCAGGUGUCUUUUCAGAAAGAGCCCUUAGCCAUCCUCAAUGGAAACCUGCUGGCUCGUAUAAUGAUUCGAAGUUCUGGGCCUAUAUGCGCCGCCGCUUCCCGGCUGACGCGCCCGAGGCUCGCCUCUACUUUGCCCUCGUCUUCACAUUGUUCCUACCCGCCGGCCUCUUUCUCGCCUUUACGGUACCAGAGAGCUGGCAGCAAUACGCGCAGGCCAUUGGCUUGGGUAUUGCCAACUGGGGCAUCUACUCAGUGUACCUCGCCACCUUUAACUACCUUGCCGACUCCUACCACAUCUACGCAUCCUCCGCCCUGGCGGCGCAGAGUCUCGCCCGUAAUCUCAUGGGCGGCAUCUUCCCCAUCAUUGCCGCUCCUCUCUUUGGAAAUCUUGGCCUCUACAAUGCCGGCUACAUUCUUGGCAGCGUAGCCACUCUCCUGACAGUAACACCCUGGGUGCUCGUCUUCUUUGGCAGCCGAAUUCGCGCCAACAGCAAACUCGCCGUCUCUUUACAGAAGUAAACUUUCGUUUCUUUUAUGAACCAUCUUAGAGCAUAUACUAGCAUCAGAGCAUUCGUUUAGCAUGGGGGCAUAGUCUUUAGAUCCUGUAUAUAUAUACGUGGAAACGUGUAAUCAUAACUUUUUUCUUCUCGAAUUUAUCCUUUUCGACAUUCAGUGAAAGCCACUAACUUUACUUCUUCUCCUUCUCAGCCUGGGCCUUUUCGUAAAUCCAGUCGUUGAGGCCCUUCUUGUUUCUGGCGAUCUCAAUGGCGUAGAACUGCAUGCGGGGGACUGUUUGGCGGUUAGUUCAAGUCCUUCCUUCUCUCAGCUUGUAUAGUCUUUUAGCAUACCGAAAAUAGUAGUGUCCUCCUCGUAGUCGACCAAGUGGCUGUUGCGCACCAUGGUGCCAAAGUUAAAGUCCUCUACCAACUUCUCGUACGUCAUCAUGAAGUUUCUCCAGCGCUCCUUGCCAGUCUUGCUCUUCAUGACGUCCUCGUCGACAACAGCGGCGGCGUCGAACUCGGGGAAGGCGGUCAUCAGGUGUGCGUAAAUCUCAUCGUCCAUCUUGGUCAGGCGCAGCGUUGAGCCCUUGACUCGCUCGAGGAUAGACCAGUAGGUCUGCAUGUGCUGGACGACUGCGAACAACGUUAGUAUUACUAUGCGGUAAUCGGCGGUAAGGUUCUAAGUACCCUUGACGGCAAACUGCUUCUCCAUCUAUCCCAUGUCUGUUAGCACUUCAUUCGUUGCGAAAAACAUCCCACUGUUGUCUUCUGCCAACGUACAUCUUCCAUGUUGCCAGCUUCUUCGGGGUUGAAGCCCGCGGGGAUGGGCCCCACGUUCUGGGUCAUGCUCUCCAUAGGAUCCAUGGCUGCUGAUAUUUCUGCGCAAGUAGCGAUUUUGCUUUGGUGAUGUGUAGGCUUUGGUGGUGGUGUUUUUUGAGGACAGAAAAAUGUCGUCACUA
Molecule: messenger RNA, 3021 nt
Organism: [Torrubiella] hemipterigena
Lineage: Eukaryota; Fungi; Ascomycota; Sordariomycetes; Hypocreales; Clavicipitaceae
Source: the annotation of a GenBank genome assembly